CCGUCCAAAGUGCGCUCGGGGAGAGGCGUUCCGAUCCCAGGGCCGGGAUGAGGACUGUGCGACUCCAUCCCCGCGCGCCUCUCUUCCCCCCACCGGCGAGACGGCGAGAGCCAUGGGCUACCCAGGGCCGCUCUACUCCCGCCUGUCGCGGGUCAAAGUGUCCAAUCCCGUGUUGCGAGAAGCUCUCGCGGAGUUCAUCGGCGUCUUUAUUCUAAUCCUGUUCGGCUGCGGUUCAGUGGCCCAGGUGCAUCUGAGCCGCCACUCCGCCGGGCAGACUCUUGGCAUCAACUUCGCCUUCGCCUUCGGGGUGGUCAUGGGGGCAUACCUCGCCUGGGGGAUCUCGGGUGCGCACCUGAACCCCGCCGUUUCGCUCUCCAUGUCGCUGCUCGGCCGCUUACCCUGGAGGAAGCUCCCCGCGUUCUGCCUCGCUCAGUUCCUCGGCUCGUUUUUGGCAGCUGCCACCGUCUACGGCCUCUACUACGAGGCCCUCAUGGCGUUCAACGGUGGGAACCUGACGGUGACCGGCCCCGGCGCCACGGCCGCAAUCUUCGCCACCUAUCCCUCUGAACACCUGUCCAUCGCCGGUGGCUUCUUUGACCAGUUGCUGGGCACGGCGGCGCUGCUGCUGUGCAUCAUGGCGCUCCUCGACUCCAAGAACAACGCCGUGCCGCGCGGCCUGGAGCCGCUACUCAUCGGCCUGGCGGUGUUCGGCAUCAGCCUCUCCAUGGCCUUCAACUCCGGGUGUGCCAUCAACCCCGCGCGAGACUUCGGCCCCCGCCUCUUCACUGCCAUGGCGGGAUACGGCAGAGAAGUGUUCACGGUGGGCCCCCACUGGUGGUGGGUCCCCAUCAUUGCCCCCCUCAUGGGGGGCCCGCUGGGUGCCCUGUGCUACAUAUUAUUCGUGGACCUGCAUCACCUCGCCCCGCCGGAGCUGCCCGCAAUAGUGCUGGAGCCGCUGGUGUCCGACGAGAACAACCACAGCAAGGGCAGCUACGUCACAGUGAAGACGGAGUAGCAGGCAUAGGCGGCUUGCCGGGCCGUGCCCAAGGUCACCAGUGACGACUCGUCGCGUAGGCCGCCCGUUUGCCUUGCAAAUCCGUGCUCAACGUGCACGGAGUUGCAUGGCAAACUAAGGGAGAAUUAUCAUUAGACCUCCAUUGCCAGUACCAAAAUAUAAGAAUAGGGUUUUUCCGUCCCUUGGUGUGGACCAAUCAGUUUCAAGGACAAUGCAUAUAU
Molecule: messenger RNA, 1236 nt
Organism: Petromyzon marinus (sea lamprey)
Lineage: Eukaryota; Metazoa; Chordata; Hyperoartia; Petromyzontiformes; Petromyzontidae
Source: RefSeq, a predicted model, not a curated record